AUGAGCGAUGCCAGUGACAAAUUAAUGCCCGGCCCAGAGGGGAAAACGCCUAGAUUUUAUGAGGUUGAUAAAGGCCACAAAACGGAAAGUUAUUUGACGGCGAUACACGGGAAUCCCAUUCCACCACAGCCGUCCUCAUCAAAUCCAGCGAAUCCAAUAAGAUAUGAUCCGGUUGGCGAAAAAGUUGAUCUUGGUGGUGAAGGGUCGGUAAAGCCUCGUGAAAACAAUCGAAUCGGAUUGACUGAACAAGAUCUUAGUGCUUAUCGAAAUGAUCCCUUUUGGAAAGGAUUACGAUGGUUGCUAUUCGUUUUAUUCUGGUUACUGUGGUUGGGGAUGUUCAUCUUAGCGAUUCUUCUCGUCUGCUUCUCACCCGGUUGUGCCCUUUCAAUCCGACCAUCAUGGUGGCAAACGGCAAUUGCGUACAAUAUCUGGGUUCCUUCAUUCCAAGACUCGGACGGGGAUGGACUCGGCGACUUCGAGGGACUCAUCUCAAGACUUGACAAUUUGAGAAAAACCGGCGUUCAAACAAUUUGGCCGUCUCCAUUCCUUUUAUCGGACGAUUUCUCGAAUGCCAUCCGUGACCAUAAAGCGAUCGACUCGAAAUUGGGAGUGAAUGAAGUGGCCGACAAGUUCAUCGACUAUUGCAAAUAUCAUGAUCUCCGUCUUGUCAUCAGCAUCCCCCUUGCAACGACAUCAACUCAACACGAUUGGUUUCUCAAAUCAGCCUCGGCAAGCUUACCCGACAAUCGAAACUACAGUAAUUUCUACUAUUGGUUGAAUAAACGACCGUCAAAUCCGGCAGCCAUGUUCGCAGUGCACAAAAAUGUGACCUACGUUCACGAGGUUGAUCAGCCGAAAGCAGCGAUUUUAAAUUGGGGAAAUAAUAAUGUUCGAGAGCAUAUGUUUGGUGUUCUUUCAUCGUGGAUUGAUCGGGGUGUCGAUGGAUUUCAUCUAACAACCGUCGAAUAUUUAGCUAGAAAUGCUGACUUCUCGAAACCGGAUUGGAAAUCGAUUUACGAUAUUCUGAAAGACGUGCGCAAACACGUGGACACUUAUGCAAAUGAGAGUCGAUUGGGAAAGAAAAUAGCGAUAUUCAUGCGAGCCGAGGGUGCUGAAGAGAAGCUGAAGAGUUCUUUGGCUGAAACCGGGCUUGACACCAUUGUCAACUAUGAGCUCACCAAUGUGGAAAAGAAUACGAAAGUUUGCCAUAUAAGCGAGGAGACGGUGGCCAGUUGUGCGCAUGAGAUUCUAUCCGAUGUCCUUCUCUUUCACUCCCUCAAACCAAAUGUUUGGCCACAUUGGGAGCUAUCGAACGGUUUCGUGUCUCGUUUAUCAGCUCGAGCUGGCUCAAGAUCUCAUGCCGAGCUACUCAUUCUUCUACAAUUGAUGCUACCAGGGACAAAUUCUUUUUAUUAUGGUGAAGAGAUUGGGAUGAGAGAUUUACAAAAUGAUACACGGGUGAUGGUACAACGAGGAGCGAUGCAAUGGGAUUCAUCACUUAAUGCCGGCUUUUCCACCUCACAAAACUCCAAAAUACCCGUUCAUCCCGAUUUUGUUAAUGUCAAUUGGCAGAAUCAAUGGAAAGAUGAGAAAUCACCGCUAAAAAUGUUCAGUAAAUUGGCGAAAUUGAGGCAAAGAGAUGAGACGAUUAUGCAAGGUGAAACCCUAAUCAGCUCUCUGAUCGAUCAUCACGCUUUCACACUUACCCGUUUCCCUUCAUCGGAAGCUACUAUUGCUGGACAGAUCUAUGUUUGUGCUGUAAAUUUUGGAAAAUCGACAUCAAUUCUCCCUUUGGAAAGCCUUCCACAUCAUGGAUCACUUGAGAAAGUUCAGAUUGUUGUCGCUACUUCAAAUUCGAUUGAAUGGCGAUCGCGUAAUUUGUUGAAUCUCUCCGAAAAGACUCUCGCACUUCCAUCCGAUACAGGAAUCGUCUUCAAAUAUUCUCCUCCACCCACUAAACCAUUAACUGAUCAU
Molecule: messenger RNA, 1974 nt
Organism: Mesorhabditis belari
Lineage: Eukaryota; Metazoa; Nematoda; Chromadorea; Rhabditida; Rhabditidae
Source: the annotation of a GenBank genome assembly